Messenger RNA from Moesziomyces aphidis, 2118 nucleotides. The record is from the annotation of a GenBank genome assembly. Lineage: Eukaryota; Fungi; Basidiomycota; Ustilaginomycetes; Ustilaginales; Ustilaginaceae.
AUGGUUGAUGUCCUCGCUGCAGAGAUCCGUUCGUCCGCUCGCAGGGGACCCCAUCAUGGCACCAAGCGCACCCUUGACGCGACUGACACUGCCCCCAAGAGGCGGCGUCUGGUGCACAUCGGCUCCUCUCCUCCACCGUACAGCACGGCAUACAGCGAUAACCCGGGACCGGCUCGGACGGCCACAGCGCCGGUAUCGCCGAGAGCGGAAAGCAAGCGUAAUGCGCCAUCCACGCGGUCUAGAAACGCACUCAACUUGAGGGCGUCAUCGCUCAUAACCUCUCCACCACCGGUCCCUCCGACUGCGGUCACACCGGAUCCACUUCCUCGCCCAAAAAGGAGAGGCGCUCAAGGCGACGUUGCCGGAGACCAAGGACUUCGCAUGCAAACUCGCCAAUUGCAAAGCCUCCGUACGCUCGCUUGUGCGGAUCCAGAUUCCCCGAUCGGAACUUUCGGCGGUCAAAUUCUUCCGCGCUCCAUCAGAGACACAACGUGCAAGGGACGCAGGGCAUCCAGGGCGGAGGCAUUAACUACUGAUGCUCUCUCCCGUGGCAACCAUCCUCAUCUAGCGCCAGCAGGAGGCAGAACCACGAGCAAGCGGUCUGUGGAUGCGAAAGCUAACAAUGCAGACAGCGCUGAUGCGAAACAGGAAGGCAAGCUGAAACGCCCUGCUGAGGGCAGGACCGUCAAGCAGAGGCGGCGUCAGCCGAAGAUCCAACGCGUUCAGUUCGGUGGCGUCCAGGCAUUGGAGACCCAUUAUCCGCUCAACGAAGCACAUUCCCGCGCCUCUGUGCCGCCAAUAUCCGACGAUUCAGACGCAGCGGACGAAUCCGAGAUCACCUACUUUCCCACGCUACCACCCAAACGACCGCACGUCGGAACGCACAUGCAGACAGUGCAAACGGCUGACGCUUCGUCGCCCUUCUUGGACAAUCGCCCGUCUCUGAGCGAUGCUGCAUCUUCGCCUCGACCUCUGCUUGCUCCCGACGACGCUACACGAGACUAUGGGGAUCCUGAAAGCGAGGGCGACUCGAGUCGAGGUUUGCUCGAGGUGCUUUCACAGACUGCCUUGCGCAGGAUGAACGACGCAAAUUCGCCCCAGCAAUCACAACACGUCGGUCACGCACACGCAAACCAAGCCGCGUGGCAGACGCUGAGCCGGCACGACAUUCGAAUCGAAUUUGAUGCUGCCCAUCUGUCGCACUUGCAGGCACGGAGAAUCGCCGGAUCGCUAACGCGGAACGGUUCGGAUCGGCCGAAGUGGACCUCGGUGCAACUGGACUCGGAUCACCCGCGUAGACUGAAGCUUCCGACAAGUACACUGGCUUCAAUCAAGGCAGUCCGAGCGGCGUGGUAUCCACCCACACGGCGCUCCGUCUGUGACGACCUUUGCUUGACAGCAAAACAAGCGUCGCAAAAGGCGGGUUCUGACCGGCUCGAAUUCGUUCAUUUCGAUUCGGGUGAACUCGUGCAUGAGGAGCCUUCAGAGGAUCUCGAAAAUCUGCCUGCGUUCGAGCACCGCAUUCACUUUGCAGGAUAUCGGCUGCAAAUGCAGGUCCCACACGACGCUGAACCGUCCGCCUUUCCGUGCUUGGAGUCCUUUGACGGCGAAGAAUGGCCUACACGACGUGGGCCCGUAGUCAAGAUCCUCGUGCCGCUGUCCGGUCCUUCGCUCCAUCCAGCUGCCUCCCCCGCACGCUUCAUCAAGCCACACGAUACUAGGGAUGAAGCCCUCGGACCGGCUGCAAACGAUACGGUGCUUGUCUGGACUUCGACGACGGCACGAAGAUUCUUGGCCGAGCUCGACGAUCAGGUGGCCACGGGGGAAGUGUCGAGCUAUGCCGAGCUGCGUGGCCUCGAGGCCUCGGAGCUGGAGCUGUGUCCGUCACCCAUUCUACACUAUAUGGCUAGCACAGGCUCGCCGGGCGCGGACGUAUCGAGGUCGCAUAUCGCGCUCUACGUGCAUGCGCAUCGCGUCCAGGAGGCACGCUCAGUCCUGGCGACCCUAGAGCUCGGUGACAUGCUCGGUGGCGCCCCGCACAAGUUCAGGCCAUUCGGCGAUCCAAAGUUGCGACUUCUGAUCGUCAGCAUGGUUGGCACACCACUCGGCUUGAUCUGA